Stereum hirsutum FP-91666 SS1 is the source of this 1503-nucleotide messenger RNA. RefSeq lists its product as uncharacterized. Gene Ontology annotation, molecular function: 1,3-beta-glucanosyltransferase activity. NCBI's taxonomy places the organism in Eukaryota, Fungi, Basidiomycota, Agaricomycetes, Russulales, Stereaceae. Gene Ontology annotation, cellular component: cytoplasm; fungal-type cell wall. The transcript is spliced from 4 exons. Gene Ontology annotation, biological process: fungal-type cell wall (1->3)-beta-D-glucan biosynthetic process. The annotation marks the transcript as partial. The record is from RefSeq and is a predicted model, not a curated record.
UUUGCCCUCAUCUCUCAUCUCUUUCUUCAUCUCCUCAUUCUCCCUUUCAACUUUUUGGUCUAACGACCGUGGUUCACCACCAUGUUCUCCCUGGCGCUCCUCGCCGCCGCUGCUUCUUCUAUCCUCCCCACAGCCUCAGCCACUCUUGCUCCCAUUGUUCGCAAAGGUCCAUACCUCUUCGACUCGUCCUCCGGUGACCGCUUCUUCAUCAAGGGAGCCGCUUACCCGGCCAACUACGGCUCCUCGCAGACACAACCCGAUGGUUCCAUCUCCAAACUCGACCCGCUCGCCAACACCGAUGGCUGCAAGCGUGAUGUCAGUUACUUCCAGGAGCUCGGUAUCAACCUCAUCCGUGUGUACCAGGCGAACUCGAGUUUGGACCACUCGGAGUGUAUGAGUGCGCUGGACUCUGCUGGGAUCUACGUAUUGCUCGAUCUGGCGACACCGAGCGACAACGGCGCUAUCAGCUCGAGUUCACCGAGUUGGAACACGGGCUUGAUGACUUCAUUCUUGAGCACGGUCGAUGCGUUCGGAGCGUACACUAACGUCCUUGGUUUCAACGUCGGAAACGAAGUUAUCACUGCUACGACCGAUAUUCAAGCCGCACCCUAUGUCAAGGCCGCUCUCCGUGACGUCAAGUCAUACAUUUCCACUCACGGUUUCACCCAACUCGUCGGUUACACCGCUACAGACACGCCCAACUCUCGCAUCGCAUUCCCGUACUACCUUGCCUGCGACGAUUCUCUCGGUGGCAGCGGCUACUUCGACUACUGGGGGCUGAACAUCUACGAGUGGUGCGGAGAGUCCGACUUCGUGACCUCCGGCUACCAGGCGAGGACUGCGGAGCUGGCUGCGUUGGGCAUUCCUGCGUUCUUCUCCGAGUACGGUUGCAACUCUGUCGAGCCCCGUACUUUCGAAGAUGUUCCGGUCCUUUACAGCUCCAACAUGACCGACGUCUGGUCUGGUGGUAUUGUCUUCGAAUUCAUUAACGAAUCAAACGACUUCGGUCUUGGUAACGUCUCUUCGGACGGCAGCUCAUACACCCCCAGCACCGACUUCACAAACUACCAGUCCGCGCUCUCUUCCGCCGCAUCUGCGAUCCCCACCUACUCCCCGCUUGCAUCGUACACCCCCACCGUCACUGCCCCUACGUCUUGCCCGACCACGAAUGACACCUGGACUGCCUCCAACACGCUGCCCCCUACGCCCAACGGCGAUCUCUGCGACUGUGUCGUUUCCCAGCUGAGCUGUGUGUACAACCCCUCCGUGAUCUCGUCCGUUGCCGAGGUCGGGACCGCCAUUGGUGUCGUCUGCGGUAUCUCCUCCAACUGCACGUCUGUCUCCGGUAACGGCACCACUGGUGUUUACGGCGACUUCUCGAUGUGCGACCCUACGCAGGUGUUGGAUAUUGCCCUCGACGCGUACUACGAGUCCCAAUCACGCUCAGCGGAUGCUUGCGACUUCUCGUCGUCCGCGAGCUUGAAGACUGCGUCGACUCAAUCC